Dendronephthya gigantea is the source of this 852-nucleotide messenger RNA. RefSeq lists its product as uncharacterized. The record is from RefSeq and is a predicted model, not a curated record. The coding region runs from base 91 to 762 and encodes 223 amino acids. The transcript is spliced from 6 exons. NCBI's taxonomy places the organism in Eukaryota, Metazoa, Cnidaria, Anthozoa, Malacalcyonacea, Nephtheidae.
UUUGUCUUGCAACAAAAACCUGACAAUGUUUGCCCGUUAUGUCCUUUGCAGAGUGAAACUGAUACUGACAAGAAUGUUGCCAUUGAGUGCAUGGAUGGAUGUUUUGGGCUUGUGAGAAAAAAGUCUGCUGGUGCGAAUCUUUUACCUGCCAGACACAAUGGUACAUUUUUUGCCAAUCAGGAUGAUGUCGAUAGCUUUGUUGAUGACAACUCAAAGAAGGCAAAGCAAGCCCCUACUGAUUGCAAUGAAUUUAAAUCUGGUGAGGUUAGUAACAUGUUACGAUCCAAAGGAAGAAAUAAGCUUUUUGACGAGAAGGGAGUGUUUGGUAGAGUAUGCAGACAUGAAUACCCAAGGGGAUUUAUGAGUAUCAAACAUGGAGAAAGGAUAGCAUAUUCAGUGUAUGAGGUUAAAAAGCUUCUGUGUCAUUAUGAUGAGGAUACUGAUGUUAAAAUAAUGUAUGACAUUGCAUGUACUUUGUCUGCCCACCUAAAGAAAAACGAAGAGCAUACCAUUCUUGGACGCAUUGACUUGGCAAUUCCUGUUUUCCAUGCAUAUGGACAUAAAUCUUCUUGCCAGGUUGCUUUUGGUCCUAGAAGAAAGGAGGGAUUUGGCCUUACUGACGGUGAAGGAAUUGAAAGACUUUGGUCUUACCUCAGAGGAUUUUCAUCAAUGACAAAGGAAAUGACAGCUGGUCGAAGGGUUGACGUAUUAACAGAUGCGCUUCUUCACCAUGCAAGACAUUGUCUUCUACAGUUUGGCUAGUUGAAUAUUUCUGCCUUGGUGGAUUUAUGCCACCAAUAUCAUUACAGUAUUGGUAAUUUUUUUGCGACUAUAUAUUUGUAAUUCAAUGCU